AGAAACCCUCCACUUCAUCUUUAACCAAACUUUCCUCUUACCCUUAGCAGCCCUAUAACGGCGAGCGAGCGCGACGGUGAGAGGGUGCUACGGUAACAGCGAGCAAGCGCGACGGCAACCGCGAGUGACGACGAUGGCGAGCACAGUGAUGCGAGUGCGAUAGAGGGUGAUGCAGUGCGAGAGAGUGCGACUUAGACCACUGGAGCCUUAAUCAGGUGAGUAUUCUUCAAAAACGCCCUCCGUACGAACUCGUAAAAUCGCUUGCAAACUGGCGAGUUCGAACGAGUUUACCGAUUCUACGUCUGAUUUUACCGAUUCUACACGAAAAACGAGCUUAUUUGCGAUUUGACUUGGAAGUCAUGAAUGGACACGUAAAUUCAUCCGAGUUAACGAGUUAACGAGUUAACUCGCGAAUUUGAUAACAUGGACACGACCUCCGGAUGUCGGACUUUGGGGUCGCGUGGAUCCAAGUGGAACACAUACCAACAUCAUACACAAGCCCUUGUUGAUAUGUGUUUUUAAUCCACGACUAUAAAUGCAAGGCAAAAUAGGGAAGUUAGUGGUGAACUAUUCUCCAAAGAGACUACAUAGAGUUGCGGAAGAGAAGCUGAUAUCCCUAUUAAGCUCAUGCGAAACGUGCGAGCGGCUGCACAAGAUUCAAGCUCAAAUAGUCACCUAUGGACUCCAGGGCAAUGAUUACGUCACCCCUAGUUUCAUCACAGCGUGCAUGCGUCUCGGUAGAAUUGAUGACGCACGAAGAGUGUUUGACACAACGGUGCAACCAAACGGCGCCACUUGGAAUGCCAUGUUUCGAGGCUUUGCUCGAUUGGAGUGUCCCUUUGAAGUCGUUGUUUUGUUUGCACAAAUGCACCGUGCCGGUGCUUCGCCGAAUUGCUUCACUUUCCCAAUGGUGGUGAAGUCGUGUGCUCAGACGAACGCAGUUAGAGAAGGAGAGCAGGUUCAUUGUGUGGUGGCCAAACGCGGUUUUAAGUCGAACGCGUUUGUGGGAACCGCAUUGAUUCACAUGUACUCCGCGAGAGGGGAGGUGUUCGUUGGGGAUGCUAACAAGGUGUUUGGUGAAAUGUGUGAAAAGAAUGUCUUCGCUUGGACUGCGAUCAUCACUGCUCAUGUCGCGUGUCGUGACAUGGCUUCUGCCAGGCGUCUUUUUGACCUGGCGCCGUUGCGUGAUGUGGUGUUGUGGAACGUUGUCGUUUCAGGGUACAUCGAAUUGGGGGACAUGGUAGCUGCAAGAGCGCUGUUUGAUAAAAUGCCGAACCGCGAUGUGAUGUCGUGGAACACCGUCUUGAACGGUUAUGCCUGUAACAGUGAGGUGGAAUUGUUCGAGAAGCUGUUUGAUGAAAUGCCUGAGAGAAAUGUUUAUUCUUGGAACGGGUUAAUUGGAGGGUACGUUCGGAAUGGUCUCUUUAAUGAAGCUUUAGAGUCUUUUAAACGGAUGUUGAUGUUACCAAAACAAGAAGGGGAAGGUGGUGAUGUUGUGGUCGUCCCCAAUGAUUACACAAUUGUGGCAGUGUUGUCUGCGUGUUCCAGAUUGGGGGACCUUGAGAUGGGUAAGUGGGUGCAUGUUUAUGCAGAGAGUAUUGGGUAUAAGGGCAACUUGUUUGUUGGAAAUGCUUUGAUAGACAUGUAUGCAAAAUGUGGUGUUAUAGAGAAAGCACUUGAUGUGUUUAAUUGGUUGGAUGUGAAGGAUAUAAUAACCUGGAACACCAUAAUUAAUGGCCUUGCCAUGCACGGUCAUGCAGAUUAUGCUUUAAGUUUGUUUGAGCGGAUGAAGAGUGCGGGAGAGAAGCCAGAUGGUGUUACAUUUGUUGGGAUUUUGUCUGCUUGUACGCAUAUAGGGUUAGUGAGAGAUGGGUUUCUGCAUUUCCAAUCAAUGGUUGAUAAUUACUCAAUUGUGCCUCAGAUUGAACAUUAUGGAUGCAUGGUGGAUUUGUUGGGAAGAGCUGGUCUUAUAGAUCAGGCUGUGGAUUUCGUGAGGAAGAUGCCAAUGAAACCAGAUGCGGUUAUAUGGGCGGCACUGCUUGGGGCUUGUAGGAUGUACAAGAAUGUGGAGAUAGCAGAAGUGGCACUUGAGCAUCUCAUUGAACUUGAACCCAACAACCCUGCAAACUUUGUCAUGCUUUCAAACAUAUACAAGGAUCUUGGAAGAUUGGAGGAUGUUGCUCGGUUGAAGAUUGCAAUGAGAGAUACCGGGUUCAAGAAAUUACCGGGAUGUAGUGUUAUUAGGUGCAAUGAUAGUGUGGUGGAAUUUUAUUCCUUGGAUGAGAGACAUCUUGAGACAGAGAGUAUAUAUUGGACAUUGAAGGGAUUGACAACUCUGUUAAGAUUGAAUGGAUACGUUCCAAAUCUUGUAGAUGUUGCUCAUGGAAACUGAACGAGGAGAGAGUCAUCUUAAGGGUACUCAAUUCCUCAUGAAUUGUGGUUCAACAUUUGAAAUAUCCACUAACUUUUACAGACCAACACCUAUUCUUCAAAUUCUGGGUCUGUUUUGAAUCUGUGAAGAGUUACGUGUUUUUGGCUAUGAACCACGUUCAGUUUUGCCAAUUGGAGUUGUUGCAUUAGAGGACAACAUGGGUUUUAUGCCUCUUCCCAAAAUAAAAGUUCUUGCUAGUAGUGCGGUUUCCUACACGCCAUUUUUGAGACAUAUGGACUUGGAUGGGUCUGACUCCAGUGACAAAGAAAAGGUUUACCUCUCUGUUGGAUUCUGUCUGCAGUUGUAUCAUAAUACCUGGUGGAGUUCAAGAAACAUUUCUCAUGGAGCAUGGUUUUGAGAUCUCCGAUACCCUUUAAACAUCCACUGCAUGUGGUGGUGGGUAGACCAAUUGAACUCGAGAAAAAUCCUGAGCCAACUCCUGAGGAUAUAUUCUGGAAUCCAGUAGCUUCUAUCGUCUUCUUGUUAUAAAAGUCUGCGUUUUGAUCUUGUUAAUAAGCGUUCAUAUGGUUUUAACUUUGAAAGGCAUAUCUUGCCUUGUCCUAAGGUUGCCAAAGUACAUAGCCAGUUUGUUGAAGCACUUCAAGGUCUAUUUGAACGACACAAAGGUCGAGCUGGAUUUCCAGACCUUGAGUUGAGAAUUGUUUGAUAAUUACACUUGUCUCGUAGGGUAGCCUGUAUUUGGGAGUUUUAAAGAUGGAGUGGGGUGAGAGGUUCAUACUUAAUGGAAUGAGGUAAAAUAAUACUGUUGAUUUUUGAGGUUCAUACACAAAGGUUCAUACUUAUCAUCUGAAA
This is a messenger RNA of Vigna unguiculata (cowpea), 3244 nucleotides long. Its product is annotated as pentatricopeptide repeat-containing protein At2g20540 pseudogene. The record is from RefSeq and is a predicted model, not a curated record. NCBI's taxonomy places the organism in Eukaryota, Viridiplantae, Streptophyta, Magnoliopsida, Fabales, Fabaceae.